This is a messenger RNA of Cyclocybe aegerita, 4410 nucleotides long. NCBI's taxonomy places the organism in Eukaryota, Fungi, Basidiomycota, Agaricomycetes, Agaricales, Hemipholiotaceae. The record is from the annotation of a GenBank genome assembly.
AUGGCGACCCGCAAAUCUCCCUUACGAGACCGUCUGCUAUCCAACUCCCCCGAUCCUAUCAAGUCUUCAAUCUUGCGAGAGUCUGGCAUGGGUUGGAGCUCUUCAACCACGGGCUCGAUCUCAUCCUCUGGAAGCAAUGGCUCUAUUACCUCACCACUCCGCAUUUCCAAGCGAGAUUCACCUGCCCGCCCAAAGGGCCCUGUCGUUGCCCGCCGUACUUCUUCCAGCUAUCGCCAUGUACACAACAACAACCUUGUAUCAAAGUCUCCCUUCAAGUCUCAAAUCCCCACAUCUGCGACCCCGUCCUCUCGACCAGUCCCAAUUACCUUCCCAACCAGGAAGGUUUCUGGAGAAAAGCGUCCUCGUCCGGCAUCUAUGCAUGAACAAGCAGAGACCGAGAACGACCGACCCUUUGCCCUGAAGAGGGAUUGCAAACAGAGCAAAACCUUUCAAGGUCUCAUUGAGAAGGAGCCAGUGACCAAAAGUCCCUUCAAACUUCGACAGAGUGCUCAAGCGUCCGAGACAAAACCGGUCCUCAUUCCUCCAGCGCCGCCUCUCCACGACACCACACCAGUUGUAUCAACGCCGCCUUCUUCCUCACACAUACAGCCUCCUCCCGUUACGACAGCCAAGGGCCCUUCUCCGGCGCGCUCAGCCUUGGUUUCAAGGCGGUUACAUGGUCCACGUCUCAGUGGCGGAGGAAGACGGGAGCGGAGGAAGACUGUUACGUUCCACGAGCGGUGCGAUGUGCUCGAGUUCGACAGGGAUGAAGAUGAAGACAUGGAAGAAGUAUUCGAAAGCGCAGACGAAGAAGAGCUCCCGGACGAGCAUCAUGACGAGCACGACCACCCAGAAGACGGCGAUGAUCCGUUCAACGAUUUUUUGCAUGGAAACAACGACCGAGAUGAGGUUAUGGAAGAUGACACUUCUUAUGAUAGUGUACGAUUAUCUGACGCAGGCGUCAACCCUUCCGUUCCUUCGCUCCUUUCUGAUCCAGAUGCAAGCAUCACUGGAAUCGUCGAGGAGAUGUUCUUCUCAACUAACGCCGCCAAUCUCCUUGCAGAUGCUAGCAUGACGUCUGGGAUGAGCACACCACCGCGACACCAUGACAUUCCAACUGACCUUGAAACGGAAGACGGCGUUCCUUUCGGUAGAAGCCAUCAUAUUGAACGCUUUCUGCAGCAUAAUCAACACCCAUCUCAUGUUCAUCAGCCACCCCAUUUUUCACCUACCGGUUCGCCACCGCAUCACAGCUCUCCCCAUCACCAUAGCCCUUCAUCAUAUCCGUAUGCUUUUAAUCUCCCAACGGCUGCAUCUCCUUAUGGUCCUCCGGCUACGCCACCUCGUCGCUCUCCUGGCGUGCAACAUAGCACGCCACCUCUGGGUCGGUCGACUCAUGCUGAGAGGGUUCUCAAGGCUCGCGAAGAACAGAGGGAGGAGGAAGAAGAGAUUGAUGACGUUGAGCGGCUUCCAGUCAGCCCCUCGCCUAUGAAGAAGGCGAGAGAAUCAACGACACUCGAAGAAGGGCUGAUCCCAAAAUUGGACCUCAUGAACUCAGGAAAUCAACGUGAUCCUGAGUCCAACACCAGCGCAAAUUUGAGCAUUGAUUCAUUCGCUCCUCGGUUACAAGAUGAAUCCAUUCUUUCUGACUUGUCAAGGCAAAGCAAUCAAUCCUCCAAGGAGGAUUCAAUGGACCCGUCGAAUCUUUCAGUAGGUAGCUCAGAAGUUAGCAUCUCGCACCUUACUGGUGAACGCGAAUCCAACGAGAUGCUGACAAGUCUUGAGGCGCCCGCAUCCACAGAAGAUUCUCCGAAAACGACCUUCCGUGAACCCUCCCCGCCCGCACUAACAGAGCUCCAGGCAGCGAUGUUGAGACGUACCGCGUCGCCAGCCUCCAAUAAUGGUUCGCCCUUGCUUACCCUCAGGUCUCACGAGCAAGGCCUCGUCAAGACGUCCAGUCGUGAAAGGUUCUCUCGGGAAGAAGUCCAACGAAGACUUUACAAUCACCGCCAGCAAAGUAGCCCCAGCCUUCGCUCAUCGGUGGACGGACCUAAUCCUGCUAUUACUAUCAAUCGGGCUGAUGAACUCAACCUCCAGCCUUCCAACCUCUUUGACAAGGAGAAAGAUAGGAGUUCGGUCCUGACCACUCAGACGGACUUCAGCACUGAGACUGCCAUUGUCGAAACCGUCGAGAAGAGGGUAUUGGGUAUGGCGACCCUCUCUCCUCCUAGAGCGGACGACAAAGAAUUCGGCCUUCUUACACCCAACUCAGGGCUCCAGCUCGAUUUUGGCAGCCGAUUUGGAGUGGGAGGGCUAGGAAUCCUGAUAGGUGAUGAUUCAAAGAGCAUCCACAUCCAAGAUACCAUUGAAGCUCCUGCCCCGACGCCAACUCGCCCUGCUAGUAUCGAGAGUGGUAGCUCCGAGGUGAGGGUAGGAAACGUCGAUGUCGACAUGGAGAUGAAGAGUGCCCUUGACCGCUUAAUGGAAGAUGUAGCCGGCGCCGGAGCACCGCCGGACGACUCAAUGUUGACCGAUGAGUACGAUGACUCCUUCGAGCGGUCGCAUACGCAAUCUCAAGACGAUCACGAACCUUUCCGCAGUUCAUCUCGACCGAGAAUCCUGGAGCGUGCCGCGACGGACUCAGUGCUGCUGCAACAGAAUGAGGCGGGUGGUGUUACGAGCCGAACCGUCAGUGGGUCGUCGUCGAUCAUGUUGCCUCCUCCUCCUGUUCCUCCAAAGGACAACAUCAAGAGCAGGGAGCAAUUGAUCCUUGAGAAGAGGCGUGAAGCUCGGCGAUUGGAAGAGGAGGCUGAGGAGGAGUUCUACUCUCGUGGCAGGGAUCAAAGGAGUUUAGGAGUCGGCCGGCCUAGUCGACGGCGCAGCAUGAGCACAGGCGACGCGGAAGUGCUGAGCAGGAGUGCUAAGAAGAGAGGCGACAUUCUCCUCGAUGUCGCCAGUGAAGCGGUUGGCAAAGACGAUCCUCUUUCGGACAGCAUAGAGAGGGAGUUGCAGAAGCUGUCGGACGUACCGAAGAGAAGCAAAUAUCUCGUCCGUGAACGCGAGGGCACCAUCUACGCAACUUCUUCGGUCGAAAGAAUUUCACAUAUGGCUGGUGCCGGCGAUGUGGAUGCAGGUCGGGCGUGGAAGAUGGUUAGGCGGCCCUCAGACAUGAACGAAUACGCGAAACAGAUUAAGGAGUAUCGCGCUCAAGAUAAAGGAAAGGCGUAUGGAAAGGUUUUUGUUAGAGUGAAAUCGAUCACGGGUCUUCAUUUGCCUCUCCCUCGAGAGCCUACAGCCAUGACUUGCACUCUCAACAACGGUAUUCAUUUCGUAACUACUCCCGAGUGUCAACUAUCGCAGGAAUGCCGCAUCGAACAAGAAUUCGAACUCAUCGAACAUAGCAAGUUGGAGUUUACCCUUACCCUGAAAGUACGCCGCGAUCCGCAUAUCAUCGCGCAAUAUAAAGCUGUUUCCGCACCGGCACCGGUUGUUGCUGUUCCACCCCCGCCUCCCCUUGCCGUCCAAGUUGCGAAAAGCAGUGGGAAGCGAAGCUUCUGGUCAUCAUCUCCUAAAAAAUCCUCAAAGGAGAAGAUCGUGGUUCAACCCCCGCCCCCACCCCCUCAACCCCAGCCAGUCCAUCGACUACCGGAGAACCUUGCGAGGCACCUUAAGCCAGAUGGCACACUCGCUCGGGCAUUCGUCUCCUUCAAGGAUAUCGCCAGUCACUGCGAUACACGGGUGUUUGAAACACGAUACCCGCUGAUCGGUCAGCGCGUAGAGCUGGGCGGAAAGUAUUCCACGAUGGAAGUUGGCGAGAUUACUCUUCAGGUGUUUAGGCUUCCACCGCUACCUGGUCUUCCUCAAGAUCAACUCCCUCUAAGCCUCGAAGAAUGCCAACGUGGCUUGCGGCAUAUCAACUGGCACAAGGUGACUUACUUUGAAGGUAUCCUCACUCAGAAUGGGGGUGAUUGCAGUACAUUGCACAGAAGACCCUACAGGAUAAUUGGGUCAAAUCUUAUAGCCUUCAGUGACAUCACAAAGAAGGCCACAGCAACCAUCGAUUUGAAGAAGGCCAUCAAUGUUCGAGAUGAUCAAGAGGAUGCUCGAAGUCCAGUUGGCGCGCGUAGCAGCCGAUACGAUGACGACGAAGGUCUCUACUCGCUCAAGCAUUCGUUCCGUUUGAUUUUCCCACACAACCAGGAAAUCGUCUUCUCUGCCGAUAACGAUGAGGGCAAAGCUAGAUGGCUCGAAGUACUGCGGGCUCUAGUGGGCCACAUUCCACCUCACCCUCUCUGGGGUGAGCUGCUCUGGCAGCGUCAGGAAGAGAUCAGCAAGCGCAUGACAGCCGCGCAACAAAUCAUACCCCAAUCCAUACCUGUUCACUCAUCAAGACAUCCGCAACCACGCUAA